Molecule: messenger RNA, 668 nt
Organism: Gloeophyllum trabeum ATCC 11539
Lineage: Eukaryota; Fungi; Basidiomycota; Agaricomycetes; Gloeophyllales; Gloeophyllaceae
Product: ion channel
Exons: 5
Coding region: 1-558 (185 amino acids)
Biological process (GO): monoatomic ion transport; intracellular water homeostasis
Molecular function (GO): mechanosensitive monoatomic ion channel activity
Source: RefSeq, a predicted model, not a curated record
AUGGCUGCUCAGCACCACUGGGACGACACGCGCGAGGCGCUGUUGCACGGCGAGCGGACGGUCGCGAAGCGCGUGCGGAGUGUGUGGAAUGGGUUCACCGAGUUUGCGCUGAGGGAUAAUGUGCUCGAGGUUGCGGUUGGUUUGAUGAUUGCGUCGGCGUUCACGACCGUCGUGAACUCCCUCGUCUCGGAUAUCCUCCUGCCUCCACUAUCCCUUUUGCCGUUCAUGGACCACAAGAACCUCCCCGAGAAGUUCGCCGUCCUCAAGCGCGGCCACAACGCGACCGCGCAUUACAACACGCUGAAGCAGGCGGAGGACGACGGCGCGGUGACGCUUGCAUACGGGUUGUUCCUCGAGCACGUCCUGAAUUUUGUCGGGCUUGGGUUGGUGUUGUAUGCGUUAGCAAAUAUAUACGCCGUGGUGUCGAAGGACUCGAUUAUCAAGCAUACAGUGAGGUGCAUAUAUUGUAGGAAGGAGAUCUCCCAGAAGGCCAAACGGUGCGCGUUCUGUACGGGGUGGCAAGAUGGUAGGGAAGAUAGGGAGACGAGCGCUCUGUGAGCAACGACCAGCAGUCGUUGCAUGCCCAUUGGGUCCUGCUUACGAAUUUCACGACUGUUGCUGUAUCGAUAUGCCGAAUGUCUCAAUUAUUCAUCCCUUCUUGUUUCCAU